GGUUUCUUCCCUUCCUUGCCAUUGCCAUUGCCCAUUGAGAAUUGAUAUACAGGCGCGUGCCGCUGUGCCAUUCCCUCACGCCUGUGUUUGCUUUUGUUGUGCCUUGCGGUCGCCGUUGGAACAGUGCUAAGCUCGGUGGUUGCGUCAUCGCUCAUCUUCACACCUCCGGACUUAUUAUUGCUUGCGGACCACCAUUGCACUAAGGAACUUCCCGCUCAUCACUCCAGUCCAAGUCAUCGGAUAUCCUCCGCCUCCUGUUCCUCGUCUCAACACUGUCACGUCGAUAGCCUGCAUUCGUUUGGUAUGCGCCUUCAAAUUGCCGUGUAGUAGCCGGUGAAAAAAAAACAGCAGCUACCGCUCGCAUCCAGAUAUCGACACCAGCAUCUCUGUGUGACGCUGCACCAGGCGGAGGCCUCCGCGCUAGGGCGCUGCAACAGUCACUUUCUUCAAUUCUUCAUAGGACAUGAAAUACGGCGAUACGCUGCGCCAGCGGUCUACGCCAGAAUGGGCCCACUAUAACAUUGACUACGACUACCUCAAAGACCUCAUCAAACAUCAGACGACAUCUGGAACUAGCAAAGCGCUCUCUAUCCCCGGCCAGGGCGAGUCGAGCGAGAAAGCCUUCGGUGGCACCUUCUAUCGCGACUUAAAGGCUCAGCAUGACCGCAUCAACCUAUUCGUACGAAGCAAGAGUGGAGAGAUUCAGCGCAGGCUGGAGCACAUUCACAAAAGCCUCAAGCGCCUGCAGUCGCGGCGCGCGCAUGGCGACCAGCUCCCUGCCAGCAUAGUCGAGAAAUUCGCCAAGAUUGACGCGGAUGUGAACAAGGCGGGCGAAGAAAUUCGCGCAUUAUCACGUUUCCAAGUCGCUCAGCGAACAGGCUUCCGUAAGAUACUGAAAAAGUAUAAGCGUUGGACAAAGGACGCCGAACUGGAACGCCGAUUCAGGAGUGAAGUCACAAGUAGUCCAACCAGUUUCUACCAGCUGGACCUGGGAUACCUCCUGGAUCAAUACAUUGAAGUUCUUGGUGCUUUGCGCGCCCAUUUCGAUGCCGCCAACGCAUCCGAGUCUUCCAACGGCGUGAAGCCUUCAUCGCCUACCGGGCGGAUUGCUCAGACUUGUCGGGAUGGAAGUGAACUUGAUUUCGAUGUUGCAUUGUCCUUGACGCCACUGGGGUCCCGUGGGAAUAGGGCCACUUACUGGAUACACCCAGACCAUAUUGUUGAGGCUGAGGUGCUUCUAUUGCAACAUAUGCGGCUCAUCGCAGCGUCUAGCCCACCUGCAACGAGGGGCUCACCCGAAGCAAAUCCCCUUCGUCGCAUAUCUUCCGCAACCACCGAUCGUUUCCUAGGCAGCGAAGAUGGUGUGGGCCUAUUGGUCCUCGACCAUCCGGAGUCGUUCGCCAUCAAGCAGAACGCCAGUUCGCUUGGUUCUGGCGAAGACAUAGCAGGCACCUUGCAAGUAAACGCUGCCGGCAAUGCUCGUUGGACUUCUUCUGGCGACGCGGCGCUCGCACUCGAUCUUGAGAAGUCGCCGGAAGACGUACUCACAGCCAAGUUAGAUAGAAAGCAUUUACCAGACUUCCUCGACACAUCUGUGGCACUAGCGGAGCUGAACAUCCCUAGCCUGCAGGAAUCCGAUUCAUCACGCCCGAUUACCGAUAAUUCGGCGACCGUCAGUACUGCCCGUAAUUGGCUGGAGGGGCACAAGGGUAUCAGACCGAUUGUAGGAAUAUCGUCCAAGCGCACUAGGUUAAUGGGCCUUCACAACAACGACUCGGGAGGUAUGUGGGCUACGCUGGACAGAGAUGUAUUCAUGAACAGCUCGCUGCACAAGCAUUUGGGCAACGACGACUGGAUGUCUGCUGGUCGCGCGGGAUCGAUCACCUUUCCCCACGCUAUUUUGGAGAUCCGGAAAGAAGGAGCGCAUGCAUCAGCACUGAUACAGACUCUAGACCGCAGUCAUUUGGUUGAACGAGUUCGCGGAUUUUCACUACAAGCGCAAGCAGUAUGGGCAUGUUGCAGACCAACGGCAAUGUCUGCACCGAUUUGGAUACCGUUGCUUGAGAAGGAUAUUCGAAAGCUCCCACCAACAGCAAAGCGCGAACGUCGAAAGGCAAACAGCACGACUGGGUCAUCCCGCCAUUCGACAUUCGGAACACCUGGCGCAUCCACUGGAAGUCACUCGAGCCCGUCAACACCCUUGCACGACACGUCGGCUACGUCUGCACCUGAGUUUGUAGAAGGAGCCCCACCAUUGCGAGCAUUCCGCAAGAAGAGGAAACCAUCCGCGGUACCGGAACAGCCGCAGCCGGAGCAACAACGCUAUUGGAACGAGUACGACAAUCCCGAGGAUGAAGACGAGGGCUACUACAUCUACAUAGAUCCAGACGCCGAAGUCAAAUUCCCGGGACAAGAGCUGUUCGAAGGACUGGCCAGACAGACCCGCAGGCUGUUCGGCAUUAAGGAAUAUGCUGAGGAAGAGUCUAGCGUAUCAUCCGCAGAGACCAGUGACGACGAAGAUUCCCCAGUCAAGCCGCCAAACGGCUAUGGAACAUUUGGUUCUUCCGGGUCGACACCACACACUCAAGGCUAUUUCAGCGGCCUCUUCCGCAAGUAUCGGGAUCCGCAACAAGAUGUCGAAGCGCUCCUCUCGCAACGACGCGAGACUGCGCGUGAACACCGCAGUCUUCUUAGGGAGCUCGAAGUGCGCCGGCACAAGGCCGAAACUACGAAGUUGUAUUUUUACACGACAUGCUUAGCGAUGGCGCUCAUUAUUGACGCACUCUUGGGUACGAUGGCGAUGACGAGUCGCAAAAAGGAGGUGGGCGUUGUUGACUUUGUAGUUUCAUUGGGAACGAUCGUCAGCCUCAUACUGGGUGUCACAGCUAUCGUUAGCAUGCAGUCAAGGAGGGAGAAUCUGGGGUGGGCGCAUCGGGGAGUGGUGUAUGUGACUUUCACGGCGAACGUCGUGGUGGACAUAUUGUUUUUCAUUUGGGUUUUUAGGGGCUUCUAGUGAGAACUGCAGUGGGUGGGGAAGGGGGCGAGAGUGGGCGACCAGACUAUGGGAGUGCGUGAUGGGAAAGUUGGUGAGGGCGGAGUCGGAAGCCGGCUUUUUCUGUGGGGAAUGUCAGAUGAUGUUAAAUCUUAAUCGGUCGAUGCGAAGGCACGUGGGGAGUUCAUACACGUAUACCCACGCAUGGCUCGGAAUGUAAACAGCGAACAAUGAAACCAGU
Messenger RNA from Paraphaeosphaeria sporulosa, 3233 nucleotides. RefSeq names its product SPX-domain-containing protein. Gene Ontology annotation, biological process: vacuole fusion, non-autophagic; microautophagy; polyphosphate metabolic process. The record is from RefSeq and is a predicted model, not a curated record. Gene Ontology annotation, cellular component: fungal-type vacuole membrane; vacuolar transporter chaperone complex. The transcript is spliced from 5 exons. NCBI's taxonomy places the organism in Eukaryota, Fungi, Ascomycota, Dothideomycetes, Pleosporales, Didymosphaeriaceae. Bases 464 to 3013 code for a protein of 849 amino acids.